Molecule: messenger RNA, 288 nt
Organism: [Candida] anglica
Lineage: Eukaryota; Fungi; Ascomycota; Pichiomycetes; Serinales; Debaryomycetaceae
Source: the annotation of a GenBank genome assembly
AUGUGUCUGUGUAUUUGGGAGGGAACAAGGGGCUUUCAAUUAAUGCUGCAGCCAAAAUAUCCCUGCAGAAAAAAUAUUCAUUCAAAGGGGGUGCUAGAAUACGGAGUUACUUGUGUACAAAAAGUUUGCCACCUCCCUCCCUCCCUUUGGUACAAGUAUUUGAAUAAAACUACUAACGAGUGUUACUAUCGAUCACAUUUAUAUAUGUUAAUUCACUAUACUUUUGAUAGUACCAGUACUAAUUUCCCCCGUUUAAAUUACGCUGAAAUUGCAUAUUUUAAUAAUUAA